AUGGAUUAUUACAGACUCGCAUGAAUCCACGCAAAAAGAUAAAGGACUUAUUGAGACUGAAGUGGUCUGGAGGACCCGGUCUGCCUCUGAGUGCAGCUUUUUGAGUGCUGUGUCAGAUCAUGCAGGCGGGGUUUUACUGCAGGGAUUAAGGAAGUUACAGAGUUCCAGUUUCUGUGAAGCAUUUCGAAGGCGCUCCAUCACCUCCACCUGCCCGGCUGGUGCAGUGAGUAAGACACUUGCAAGAGCGCGGCCCCGCUGUGAUCCAUGGGUGAGUGUCUGCGGCGCGCUUUCCCGUGCCUGGGCUCGCUGUGGGACAGGAUCUUUAAAGACAAAGAGGCUGCCCCUCAUCAAGAAGGUGGAAGCACUAAGGAGGCAGGAGAGCAAGCCUCCGGGUAUGCCACAGUGGAGAGCCCCCCAAGCGCGGUCACGGAGAGCGCCAUCUACACGGCGCUGUGGUCAUUCGAGUCCCGGCAUGAGCAGGAGCUGUCCUUCGAGGAGGGGGACCUGUUCCACGUCCUGAACCGCAGCGGAGACUGGUGGACCGCGCAGAGGAUCGACAGGACUGGGCGCGUGCUGGACACCGGGAUCGUCCCAUUCAACUACCUCACGCAGACGGAGAGUCUGCACGUGCAGCCAUGGUAUUAUGGGAAGAUGAGUCGUUACGAGGCUCAGAGCCACUUGUCGGGUCCAGAAAAUGAAGAGGGAGCGUUCCUGAUUCGACAGAGUGAGAAAGACCACAUUGGAUAUGUUCUAUCAGUGAAGUCAAGCAGCAGUGUCAAGCAUUUUAAAAUUUACGAAGAAAACGAAAGUCGCUUCUAUGUGGAGUCCCAGCACAAAUUUAACUCUCUGCUGGAUCUGGUGAAGUACUACAGCAACAACAGACUCAACAACAUCAGCCAACUGGGAAACCCCUGCAAGAGGAGAAAGCCCGCCAUCCAAGAUCUGAGUCAUUUCACUGUGAGUGAAUGGGUGCUCCCAAAAGCAGAGUUUACCCUGGAGGAGGCGCUUGGUCGGGGCUGCUUUGCAGAUGUUUACAAAGGACGCUGGAAGAAUCAGAUCGGUGUGGCCAUCAAGAUUCUGAAAAAUGACUCGGAUAUCAGCCACAAAGAGUUUUACAGAGAAGUUCACUUCCUGAAGAGUCUGCGCCACCGGCACCUCCUCUCCCUGUUUGCUGUCUGCACCGAGUCCACGCCGUAUUACAUCAUCACCGAAUUGAUGAGCAAAGGAAGCCUGCUGCAGUUCCUCAGAGGGGAUGACGGACAGCGUCUUGAUAUCUCAUCCCUUGUUGAUAUGGCUGCCCAGGUGGCUGAUGGGAUGUCAUAUCUGGAGCAGAGAAACAGCAUCCACAGAGACCUGGCAGCCCGAAAUGUUCUUGUUGCUGAGGACUAUAUCUGCAAGGUAGCUGACUUUGGGCUGGCCAGAAUCAUCAAGGACCCAUUCUACGUCUCAGAGGAAAAAAAGAUUCCCUACAAGUGGUGCGCUCCGGAGGCCCUCGGUUAUGGAAGGUUCUCCAUCAAGUCAGACGUGUGGUCUUUUGGAGUUCUGCUCUAUGAGAUUAUCACCCGUGGAGGGAACCCUUACCCAGGUUUGGACAACACUGAAAUACAUGAGAAGAUCUCCAGAGGAUAUAGGAUGCCCCGUCCUCUCAAAUGUCCCAUGUCUUUGUACGAGAUCAUGAUGAAGUGCUGGAGCUUUGAACCGGAGGACAGACCCGAAUUCAAGACCCUGCGGACACAGCUGGAUGGCGGGUUGUACGAGGCGACCUGAACACCUCCUGGUGUUCAUUCAGGGGAGCAGAAAGUGCUGGAGAGAGGAACGGAAACUUAAUUCUCCAAAUGUCCUUCAAAAUAGCAACAAUUGUUUUUACUUCAGCCUGCUGUAAAGCAUUUUAUCAGCCUGGUACGUUAUCAUAACUUUUAAAAUCCAUUUAAGACUUUAUAAAAGAGUUUUUUUUUGAAACAUUGUAUUAUUUUCCUUUAAGAUGCAACACAGAAUUAAUCUUAUUUAGGGAGUGAACCUGUUAAUCCCAAAGCAUUACGACUGACUCUAAAGAGCAGGAUCAGUUUCACCAGAAAACAACAAACAAACAUUCUUCACAGUUUUUCCUCAUUAGGUUUUUAAAUGAAUUUAUGUGCAAUAAUUUGUUCAUAGCCAAUCUUUCUUAUUGUUAUUUUGUUUUCAAAAUUGUGGUAUUUUCAUAUAUUUGUUUGAUUUUUGAAAACAAUGGUAGUGAUGUGUGCAGAGAGUAUGGCAACAAAAUGUAAAAACCAAUGUAAAUAAAAUCAAAGGUGUACAUAGUU
This is a messenger RNA of Oryzias latipes (Japanese medaka), 2300 nucleotides long. It is a transcript of the gene ptk6b, whose product is annotated as PTK6 protein tyrosine kinase 6b. The record is from RefSeq and is a predicted model, not a curated record. NCBI's taxonomy places the organism in Eukaryota, Metazoa, Chordata, Actinopteri, Beloniformes, Adrianichthyidae. Gene Ontology annotation, biological process: protein phosphorylation. Gene Ontology annotation, molecular function: protein binding; ATP binding; protein tyrosine kinase activity.